AUGGCCUUGACUCUUGAUAAUAAUAGUUUAAGUGGAUCAAUUCCAACCUCCUUCUGCAAUGCUAGGCACCUUACUUAUCUUGACUUGUUUAGAAAUAAAUUGAGUGGUUCCAUACCCCCUUGCCUAUUUGAAAACAUUACGUUUCUCGAUCUGUGUCAAAACAACAUCAGCGGCCCCAUUCCAGAUAGUUUUCCUUUGCAUUGUGGUCUACAAUUUUUUGAUCUUAACAACAAUUCUUUAGAAGGAAAGAUCCCAAAGUCCAUUGAACAUUGCAAGGGGUUGAGGUACAUGAAUGUUGGCAACAACAUGAUCAAGGACACGUUCCCAUGCAGGCUAUCGUCGACCUUGAAUGUUCUUGUUUUGCACUCCAAUAGAUUCCAUGGGGAUUUAAGAUGUCACAGCAUUUGGCCAGGUCUCAAAAUUCUUGAUAUAUAUUCAAAUCAUUUUAGUGGAAGUCUGGAAUCAAUCAACUUCUCCAGUUGGACGGCUAUGGUAGUACGAUGUGAUGAAAGAUCGGCACAGGGCCCUUAUCAUCGAUUCUCGAGCUCUGGCGUCACAUUAAUCAUGAAAGGGAAAAUGGUAGAGCUUUACGAGAUUUGGUUUGAUUUUAGUACCAUUGAUUUUUCUUCCAAUAGUUUCUAUGGGAAGAUACCAAAUGCAAUUGGUGAUCUUACUUUACUCCAUCAUCUUAACUUCUCCAACAAUGCUCUCAAUGGAAGCAUACCAGAAUCGUUUGGUCGGUUGAGUAAUCUCGAAUCGCUCGACCUCUCUGUGAAUGAACUAGCAGGGCCGAUCCCAGAGGAGCUUGGAGAACUCACAUUCCUUGAAGUGUUGAAUCUUUCAUACAAUAAUCUGGUUGGAGAGAUCCCCAAAGGCCGUCAAAUGCAAACAUUUUCAGUUGAGUCCUUUGAAGGAAAUCCAGGGCUUUGUGAUUUCCCUCUCAGCUCAAGUUGCAGUCCUCGUGAUGACAACCACAGUGGCUUAUCAACACGAGAACAUGAUGAUUUGGAAGAGAAGAGGGAGAUUGAGUGGGAAUAUGUAUGUGCUGCAAUCGGAUAUGUUGUGGGAUUUGGAGGCAUUGUGUGGCCACUUUUAUUCUGUCGAAGCUUCAGAGAGAAAUACUACAGCAAAUAG
Messenger RNA from Salvia splendens (bonfire salvia), 1134 nucleotides. RefSeq names its product receptor-like protein 48. The record is from RefSeq and is a predicted model, not a curated record. The coding region runs from base 1 to 1134 and encodes 377 amino acids. Gene Ontology annotation, molecular function: protein binding. The transcript has a single exon. Lineage: Eukaryota; Viridiplantae; Streptophyta; Magnoliopsida; Lamiales; Lamiaceae.